CUAUCUAUAUUCUAAACACAAACCACAUCAGUAGGCUCCUCACUCCUGCAAUAUACACACAGUUAAGGAGCAGCCACACACAUUGACACACAGCGCAUGUUCUCUCAUUGAACACGAAUCAACCCGGGGGCUUCUUCUUGGAUUGGAACGGCAUGGCGCUGCUGAACAUCGGCCUAUUUUCGCCUCCGGCAGCUGGUCAUGGCACGCCGCCGGCCGAGGACCCCAAUAAAAAAAUCCGAAAACCCUACACCAUUACCAAGUCACGUGAGAGCUGGACCGAACCGGAGCACGACAAGUUCCUCGAAGCGCCCCAGCUCUUUGAUCGUGAUUGGAAGAAGAUUGAAGCAUUUAUUGGAUCGAAAACAGUAAUUCAGAUACGUAGCCACGCACAGAAGUAUUUUCUUAAAGUUCAAAAGAGUGGAACCAAUGAACAUCUUCCUCCACCUCGGCCAAAAAGAAAAGCUGCUCAUCCAUAUCCACAAAAAGCGUCUAAAAUUGCUCCAGUUCUUUCACAAGAGAGACCAUCCUUGCAAGGCUCAGCUGCUGUUCCUGAUAACGGAUUUGGAAGGAGGCCUGAUGCUUCUGCAAUACUAAGAAAUGAAUCUGCUGCAUCUAUACCUGGCUGGACGGAGAAACCUUUGCAGAAUACCAAUUUUUUGCAUGCAACUGGAGGUGAUACUGGACAGACAAUGCCCUAUAUUUGCUCUUCUGGUAGCAACAACAGCACAACAAGGACAAGACCCACAGUUCUCCCUGAUUUUGUUCAAGUGUACAGUUUCAUAGGCAGUGUCUUUGACCCAAAUGUGACUGGCCAUUUGCAGAAAUUGAAGAAGAUGGACCCAAUCGAUAUUGAGACAGUACUAUUGUUGAUGAGAAAUCUCUCGAUCAAUUUGGCUAGUCGUGAUUUCGAGAAUCAUAGAAGGGUGCUUUCCUCAUAUGAGAUUGACCCCAAGAAGGACAAUGCUUUCCAUGUCACUGGUUCUAUCCUUUGUAGCCAAUCUGAGGGUGCAGGCUAACUUUGUGUGUCAUUGGUGCUUUCAUGCCUUGGUACUCUCUCCAUCUCCCUCUCCCUCUCCAUCUCCCUCUCCCUCUCCCUCUCUUCAUCAAUCAUCCUAGGAUCAUGUAUCAACCAGGUCAUUAUUGCAUGGAUGAUACUAGGCGAACUUGAGUAUCGUUCUUGUUAAAUCUUCUUCUGGCUAUGCAGUUAGUGUGCCUUGUACAUUACAUACAGGCAAAUGCAAUAAAAAUGAGAGGGGGUAUUUCCCAGAAUGUAAAUUCUGAUUCACUAUUAUCUGUAAAUGCAAAUUUUGAUCAUAUAGUGCAGCUAUAUAUUGUAGAUGAUGUAAAGUUUUUGCUUUUUGAGUGAUUCACAAAAAUAGAUGAUACUUCACGCAA
Salvia splendens (bonfire salvia) is the source of this 1395-nucleotide messenger RNA. RefSeq names its product protein REVEILLE 6. Lineage: Eukaryota; Viridiplantae; Streptophyta; Magnoliopsida; Lamiales; Lamiaceae. Bases 153 to 1016 code for a protein of 287 amino acids. The transcript has 8 exons. The record is from RefSeq and is a predicted model, not a curated record. Gene Ontology annotation, molecular function: DNA binding.